CCCCCUCCCGCGCUGGACCACGUUGGCUUCCGGACUAGAAAGAGCUUUCUGCAAUGGCCGGAGUCCGGCGGCUGGGGCUGGCCGAGGCCUUAGCUUUGGGGCCUGGCUGGCGCCAUGCCUGUCACGCGCUGCUCUACGCGCCCGACCCAGGGAUGCUCUUCGGCCGCAUCCCGCUGCGGUACGCUGUGCUGAUGCAGAUGCGCUUCGAUGGACGCCUGGGCUUCCCAGGCGGCUUCGUGGACUCGCAGGACAACACCCUGGAGGACGGACUGAACCGUGAAUUGCGCGAGGAGCUGGGCGAGGCGGUCUCUGCCUUCAGCGUGGAGCGCACAGACCACCGCAGCUCGCAUGUAGGGGCUAGGCCGCGCGUGGUAACUCACUUCUAUGCCAAACGACUGACACUGGAGCAGCUGGAGGCUGUGGAAGCUGGAGCACCAAGAGCCAAGGACCAUGGGCUGGAGGUGCUGGGUUUGGUACGGGUGCCCCUGUACACCCUUCGGGAUGGUGUGGGAGGCCUUCCUGCCUUCCUGGAAAAUUCCUUUAUUGGCACUGCCCGGGAGGAGCUACUGGAAGCCCUCCAAGACUUGGGACUCCUAAAAUCUGAGUCCGUUCCAGGCCUUAAGACUCCAGUUCAUCGGUAGAGGCAACUGUCUGUGGACUCCUAGAACCUGAAAUCAGGACCUUGGAAUGGGGCUGGAGAGGGUUCUCUUCUGGGCCUAACAGUAGAUAGGUGGUACUGGGAGACAUGUGUGCAGUAGGUUUUGAGCAGAGGGCUUCUCCAACUCAUGGCAUGGGGCAGAAAUCCACAACUCAUCCCAUGUACAUUGUACAUGUGUGUGCAGUGUGGAACACACUCACAUGUCCAGUCUGUGACCACACACAGUUUUAUGGUCCCUCAGCCCCAGCAUGUGGAACCAGGAAGUGGCAAUUGUGGUGCCUGCCUUGUCACCAUCUCUUCUCCUUCCUGGUGUAGAGCUGUAGCAGCAUCGCUUUUCCCUGUCCUCCAUGGCUGCUCUCCAGGUUCUGACCCAGUCCAUGCCUAUUGGAAAGAAUAGAGGAGAGGAUCCUCUGUGCCCUGAGAGUGCCCACCCUUACCUGAGAAUUGACCCAAACAUGGGUUCCUGAAAGUAGCAGGAGAGCCUGGCCAUACCCCCAACCCUUUCUUCCCCUGAAACUGUAUGAGGAGGUGGCAAGGUCUUCUUGGGUUGACCUCGUACUUAAGACCUGUGAGUCUUGGUUCUUCUGCUCUAGGACUUUGACCUUGAGCUGUCUUAGUCUCUGUGGACUAAGAGGGCGCUGACCCAGCACCUGCUUGUGCUGCUUGGCAAAAAGACACCCAGUAAAGAGGGGCUGAUGCCUGGGCCUCCGAGCCUUUCUUGCCCUUCAGUUUUUCAGCAGAUACCAGUUAAGCACCUACUAUGUGUCAAAUCCCAUAAAAGCUGAAAGAGAGAGACAGAACCCUUUCUCUUCAAGACCCUAGAGUAAGGCAUGUGCAAACAGUUCUUAAAGGGCCAGAUGAUAAACACAGGCCUUGCAUGCUAUCCAGUUUCCAUAGUUUACUAAAGUUUGCUGUAGAGGGUAAAGAUUAAUAGUAUAAAUUGGAUGCCCACUUACUUGUUACGUGUUUACAAGGAAAUAAAUAAGAAAUUGAUACA
Molecule: messenger RNA, 1655 nt
Organism: Cavia porcellus (domestic guinea pig)
Lineage: Eukaryota; Metazoa; Chordata; Mammalia; Rodentia; Caviidae
Gene: Nudt16
Product: nudix hydrolase 16
Exons: 3
Coding region: 54-641 (195 amino acids)
Biological process (GO): sno(s)RNA catabolic process; mRNA catabolic process
Cellular component (GO): nucleus
Molecular function (GO): snoRNA binding; phosphodiesterase decapping endonuclease activity
Source: RefSeq, a predicted model, not a curated record